Molecule: messenger RNA, 591 nt
Organism: Penicillium angulare
Lineage: Eukaryota; Fungi; Ascomycota; Eurotiomycetes; Eurotiales; Aspergillaceae
Exons: 4
Coding region: 1-591 (196 amino acids)
Source: RefSeq, a predicted model, not a curated record
AUGAUCUAUGGAUCGAAUAUGAUCGAGGAAGCUGGCGCAGGGUUUGAUGUGAAUUUCAAAUUGUGUAUGAAGAUUUUACAGGGUGAAUACGUUCCUGGGGAUAUCGACGACUCGGAACAGGAUAAGGACUAUACCAUCAUCAAACAGGAGCGCAUGCGUUCGAAGCUUUCUGCAAAUACUGCUGCUGUUUACAAAGUCGCCGUGGAUGCGGAAAGUACACCAUGGGAAGAAUAUAGCGGCUCUUAUCGCUCUGUUGAUGUCAGCGUUGAUUUUCAUACAUUUCCUAACGCCUCACUCGUUCCGUCAAAAAUGAAAGACAUGAUUAAACAACUCGAAUUCGAUUUUUCACAGGCUGUAGUAUCGGGUCUUCAUUCAAUCAUGCCUGCGGCUAAGUACACACAUAUCUUUGUCAACAUCCCUUCGUCGACGGAAUCGUCGUUUUUGCCGUCUGAUCUUGAACUCGAUGCUGUUGAAAUUUGGGGGCUUCAUUCCGGUGCAUCUACUCUUGAGGAUACCUUUGACGGUCGUGAAGAGGAGGAAAAGCCGGUUAUGCAUAAGGAGAUAUACCAAAUGCUGCGUGUUCGAUGGUGA